This is a messenger RNA of Diceros bicornis minor, 1356 nucleotides long. RefSeq names its product signal-regulatory protein beta-1-like. The record is from RefSeq and is a predicted model, not a curated record. Bases 1 to 1356 code for a protein of 451 amino acids. NCBI's taxonomy places the organism in Eukaryota, Metazoa, Chordata, Mammalia, Perissodactyla, Rhinocerotidae. The transcript is spliced from 9 exons. Gene Ontology annotation, cellular component: plasma membrane. Gene Ontology annotation, biological process: positive regulation of T cell activation; positive regulation of phagocytosis.
AUGUCCCACAAGGCUCUUCUUGAUCUGGACCUCUUUGCCCACGAUGCUGGAGUCCUGGAGACCUUUGGCCCCACCCUGAAGAUCACCAGGCCCUCAGGGACACACGUCCAUGUGCAUCAGAGAGUGAAUCACACUCGCCACACGAGCCGCUUCUAUCCCUCGUCCCUGCACCUCACCUGGAUGGAGAACAGACACAAGAUUCAGACCGUGGAGUCCCCCCAGGCAGAGGCCAUGCUGGACGGGAGCGAGUUUGCCUUCUGGGUGGUCCAGGAUGAGCAGCCCCCAGUUCAGGCCAACAUCACCCUGCUCAGGCAUCAGGCUGGGGAAAGCAGCCUACACACACACAAGCCCAUUGGGAGCCCAGGAGCAGCAGGUGCGGAGGAGCUGCAGGUGCUUCAGCCUGAGAAGUCAGUGUCUGUUGCAGCAGGAGAGACGGUCACUCUGCACUGUAUCAUGACCUCCCUCAUCCCCAUUGGGCCCGUCCAGUGGUUCAGGGGGACAGGGCCAGGUCGGGAGUUAAUCUACAGUUUCAAAGGAGGCCACUUCCCCCGAGUAACAAAUGUUGCAGACACCACAAAGAGAAACAGCAUGGACUAUUCCAUCCGCAUCAGUAACAUCACCCUGGCAGACACUGGUAUCUACUACUGUGUGAAGUUCCAGAAAGGGAGCCCUGAUGACGUGGAGUUUAAGUCUGGACCAGGCACCCAGCUGACCGUGAGUGCCAAACCCUCUCCCCCCGUGGUAUCGGGCCCCAUGGCGAGGGCCCCACCUGAGCAGACAGUGAACUUCACGUGCGAGUCCCACGGCUUCUCCCCCAGAAACAUCACCCUGAAGUGGUUCAAAAAUGGGAAUGAGCUCCCAGCCUCCCAGAUCAACAUGGACCCAGAGGGAGACGGCGUUUCCUACAGUGUCUCCAGCACAGCCAAGGUGGUGCUGGCCCCGGGGGAUGUUCGCUCCCAGGUCAUCUGCGAGGUGGCCCACGUCACCCUGCAGGGGGGCCCUCCUCUUCGUGGGACGGCCAACUUGUCUGAGACCCUGCAAGAAACGGCCUCAACACUCAUAGAGAACAAGGAUGGCACCUUUAACUGGACGAGCUGGCUCCUGGUGAACUCAUCUGCCCACAGGGAGGAUGUGGUGCUCACCUGCCAGGUGGAGCAUGACGGGCAGCCGGCGGUCACCAAACACCAUACGCUGGAGGCCUCUGCCCACCAGAAGGAGCAGGACACAGGUGGAACCCCUGUCCUCAGGGCCCAGCCAGUCUGCUUCCUCGUCCUCCUGUUGGCGGGCUGGAGCAGAGUGCAAGAUGCCUCCAUGACCCUGCUGCAGCAGGAUGCCCAGCCUGCCCCGGGCAUCUGA